CGCGACUCGGCUAGCCCAGAAUUUUAAAAAAAAAUGAAUUCCAUCGACGUUAAAAAAACCAGCCUGCAUUGCUAGCUUUCUGUUCCGUGUUUCGAAAGCAACCAUUUGGUCGUACAUACCGUAUGACUGAGUACGUAUGGUACGGUACUAAGUACGCCGGACGACUUGGUUCGGUCGGAAACCCCACCGCAGCCUCUUCCGCUCUGCGCACUAGUAGCAAUCGCCCAACCACAAAACAGCAACACACCAUGGCCGACAACAAGGAAAUCGAGGAGGUCCCCCCGGAGGACCCCAUGGCAUCCGCCAUCGAUAGAGCAAAGCCGAUCCUCGCCAAGGUAUCCUUCGGCUCGAUCGUUGGAUACUGCAGCGGGGUCGCCCUCAAGAAGGCGGGGAAGCUCGCGGCCGUCGUUCUGGGAGCCGGCUUUGUGGCUCUGCAAACCUGCGCUUCGUACGGGUACCUCACCAUCGACUGGGACAAGGUAAAGGGUGACGCCAUUAAAAAGGUGGACACGGUGAGUUGAGACGAGUCGAGAUAGAGUCGAGACGAGACGAGUUAGCUUUGGCGCAGUGCGGUGUGGCGUCAUCGAUAGUGACCGACAACAUGAGUAGCAACUACAAGGCAACACUAUUUGCACGGAAUGAGUGGUAGUCGAGGAUCGGGGUUCGAGCAGCUUGGGGCUAUCGUGCAUUCCAAUACGAUUUAGUGAAGACAGAGGCGAACGCACAUGAGAAUAGCAAGGAAAAGGAAAGGAACGGGGAAGGCAGCGUUGAUGGAGGGGAUAUUUGCGUCGGGUCGAGUGUCAACAAAUAUGUGGAAAAUGCUGCACAAAUACGAAAUAUGGUGCCUUCCGUCCUUCCAUUCAUCAAUCUGCAAUAAAGAACACGCGGUUUACGAAAGCCACAACAAUGACUUUGCUGCUACAUCCUGAAUGGAAUUACGCUCUCUGCCGCUGAAGAGGAUCGGAAUUGAUCAAGGAAGAAUAAUGUUUACCCCCUAUUCUAUUCGUCGCUAAACAAUACCAUUGUUGUUUCUGUCCUCUUUUGUUGUUUCGUAUUCUUGAUUUUGCUCGCAGAGCGGCGAUGGCACAUUUGAUGCAGGUGACCUGAAGGUAUACUGGGCAAAGCUCAAGUCUUUACUGACAGCGAACUUGCCAAACAAUACAGGAUUUUCUCUUGGCUUCUUGUACGGUAUCAAGCAAGGAUAAACGAUUUUUUAUGAAUGUAUGUAUCAUAUUUCUACUCUUCCAUACCAACCUGAUUACGUAUACAUCUUUUAUUCAACUCCAUUUUAUGUUAUUGCAUGCAACAAAAUCAACCGUCUCAUUCAUAAAAUCCUGCGCAUAAAUCGCCAUUUUGUGCACCAACGCAAGCUCGACAUUAUAAACUUGUUUGACAAAGUUUCAACUUGUACCAGGACAAUGCAAGAACGAGACCAUAUUCUUCUUGUGUCAAGAAGGAUCUCUUCGUUAUUCAUAUUAUAUAUCGCUUGCCUUAAAACUUUUGUCACAUGUCAGCUGUCUCAAUUUUUGGUAAACACUCUAGUGCUGUCCUGUGUCCCAUCACAUCGAUUCAUAGUACGAGUACUUUAUUCCGUGGGAAAUGUAAGUAUCUUGUUGUUCCAAAUUCAUUCACCUUUAGUCGUCCGAACGCUCGACGAACCACCACUUCUCUGUUCUAAAGUCCAGAAACAAACUUUCAAAAAACCCGUGAACAGAGCUGAUGCCAUACACCAUGGAUCAAGCAACUAUUUGGAUGACCCCUGAGAUCAAUGGGAGGUCCAUUACAGUAUCACGUACAGUAACUCGUGUUCAAUCACAACAACCAGGUGCCUCAUUCUUAACGCAUUCGACACCUGAAGCUUCACCCCAAGAAGGAUCAGAACUAGUCGAAUGGUGUCUGCCAUCUGCAUGGUUUUGGCAAAGAAGUCCGUGAAAGAGCAAGAGUAACGUACCAAUAGGCUAUUACAAAGUUCUUGAUGUAGAAUUGCAAACCAUGAAGAAAAUGUUACUUGAAUUAUCUAUUCCGAGGACCACGACAGGACCACACGGUGGUCCGUACACAUAUGGUCCUGCAGUCCUGGCAUAAAAAUAACCCUAAUUU
Pseudo-nitzschia multistriata is the source of this 2100-nucleotide messenger RNA. NCBI's taxonomy places the organism in Eukaryota, Bacillariophyta, Bacillariophyceae, Bacillariales, Bacillariaceae. The record is from the annotation of a GenBank genome assembly.